GGCUGGGAUACGUAAGUUUCGUUGCCCCGCCGGUAACAGAGAGUCGUGACGAAAGAGCUGCGACAAGCCAGGUCCGCAAUUUGUACUGUGCAAAAUAUAACCUCUUCUUCCUUCAAAAUCUCCUUGACUUACUCGUGUACCAAGACAAUUCGGUCAGUUUGACACUUGACUGCGAAUUCUGUAUGCGUAAUCUGUAUUCUGCUGUCUGUAACUGACCCAAUUGGGUUCGAUUUAAUUGUAUAUUUUUUCUGUUGUUUUGAAUUCGAAUCUUGUCUGUGCCAAUACGUAAUUGCACUCCAAUACCAACCCCCCAAACCUCGUGAUCAAUUGAAGGAGGAAAAAAGCACGAAAAAAGCCCCAGAGCCACGAAAUCUCCAAGAUGCGGUUCGGAAAGACUCUACGAGAGUCCAUCUACCCGCCAUGGAAGGACCAGUACAUCGACUACUCGAAGCUGAAGACGAUGCUGCGGGAGGAUCGACGAGAAGACGAGGACGUGCCCUGGACCGAGGACGACGAGAACCGGUUCUGCGACGAGAUCUUCAACGUGCAGCUCGACAAAGUCGCGCGAUUCCAAGAGAAGAUCGUCAGCUCUCUGAAGGAGCGCGCGGAGGUAGCCUUCGAGAAGCUCAAGGACAUGGCGCCUUCGACCGACGACAAGGAAAAGCCCAAGAGCGACAUCACGACGGCGCGCCUGAAGGAGCUCAAGAGCGAGCUCGACUCUAUCACGAACGAGGUCAAGGAGCUGAAGAAGUACAGCAGCGCCAAUUACACCGGCUUCUUGAAGAUCGCGAAGAAGCACGACCGCAAGCGUGGCGACCGAUAUAAGGUGCGGCCCAUGAUGCGGGUCAGCUUGUCCGAGCAUGGUUUCAAUUCGGAGCAGGCGUAUUCGCCCCUGCUCACGAAGCUGUCAUUGAUGUACUAUGCCAUAAACCAGAAUCUCGACGAGGGCGAACAACGACAGCCGCUAGAUUUGGACUUGGAGAAUCAGCAGGAGGUGCACAACGGAGAACGUUACACCGCUCAUAAAUUUUGGAUACACCCCGACAACCUCCUUGAAGUCAAGACCGCCAUCUUGCGACACCUGCCUUCGCUUGUCUACACCCAGCAAGCCGGGAAAGAACCCGACGGCAACAACGACCCCAAGAUCACGUCCCUCUAUUUUGAUAACUCCAAAUUUGAAAUAUAUGGUAUCAAGGUAGAUCGCCAGGUUGAAGCCUCAUCUUUGAGACUGCGCUGGUAUGGCCAGUUGGAUUCGAAGCCCGAUAUUGUCCUUGAACAAAAGAUAGUACAUGACAAUGGCAUCAGCGAGGAGAAGAAGUUUCACAUAAAGGACAAAUAUAUCAAACAAUUCAUCGAUGGGGAUUACAAGAUGGAAAAGACGAUCCAGAAGAUGGAAAGACAAGGCCAGUCUGCCGAAGCUAUCGAAUCUUUCAAGACUACUGCGGGAGAGAUCCAAGACUUCAUUAUCAAGCGCAGGCUCGAACCGAUCCUAAGGGCCAAUUAUACCCGUACGGCGUUCCAGAAGCCUUCUGAUGACCGCGUCCGGAUCUCGAUUGAUACCGAUAUUGCCUUUAUUCGCGAAGAUACCUUAGAUCGUGACCGGCCGUGCCGCGAUCCUCAGGAGUGGCACCGAAGAGACAUCGAUAACGGUAACAUGACGUUUCCAUUCAAGAAUAUAAACCAGAGUGAGGUGUCGAGAUUUCCGUAUGCACUCCUGGAGAUCAAGUUAAAGGAGGAAGGUGGUCGCAAACGACCAAGGUGGGUAGAGGAUUUGAUGGUUUCUCAUCUCGUCCAUGCAGCUCCGAGGUUCUCAAAAUUCGUUCAUGGUGUCGCAUCUCUCUUCGAGGACUACGUCAACCACCUACCCCUAUGGCUCAGCGAUCUCGAAACAGACAUCCGAAAAGAUCCGCAAACGGCGCACGACGAAGAAGAGCAGCGUAAAGCGCAGCAGGCGGAAGACGCAAUGGUCGUGGGCAGUUUCUUAGGUGGUGGUGCCGCCGCCAAAAUGGGUUCCUACAAGCCAGCAACAAGUUCACCAGUCGGGAAGUCGUAUCUCUCGGAGCGAGCUGCUAGAGACGCUCGGGAUGCCAAAGCCUCUCUACCACCAACCGCCGUAAACAAAGAUGUCGAGCCGGGUGAGGAAGAGGGUACAACACAGCAGAGAAGCUAUGGGACCCUUUCAUCCGUCUUCCCCGGCUUUUCUCUGUCUCGAUAUUCCCGGGCCAAGCGACAACGGGCGCAGCUCCCUGAAGGUGUUACCAAGCCCGAGGUUUGGCUCAAAAACGCGGGUCCGCUACAAGUCGAGCCGAAGGUGUGGCUCGCCAACGAGCGGACGUUCCUCAAGUGGCAGCAUAUAUGUAUCCUACUAGGCAGUUUGGCAAUCAGUCUGUACACAGCAGCGGGAGAGAAUUUCCUCGCUGAGUGCAUGGGCAUUGCCUAUAUCGUAAUCGCCAUUAUGGCCGGGGUUUGGGGAUAUACCAUGUUACACAAGCGUCGCGACAUGAUCAUGGAGCGUAGCGGCAAGGACUUCGACAACAUGAUUGGGCCGCUGGCUGUCAGCGCUGCCUUGAUGCUCGCUCUGAUAUUGAACUUUGUGUUUUCGUACCGGGCCGCGUUUGCGAGAUUGGAUAAACAACUGUUGAAUGAAACCGAGGCCAUGUUUCCGAUUGGCGAGUUGAUGUAGAGUAGAGAGGCAAAGAAGUUAACGGUAGUAAAUAUUUGUGUUACCAC
This is a messenger RNA of Annulohypoxylon truncatum, 2730 nucleotides long. Its product is annotated as SPX-domain-containing protein. NCBI's taxonomy places the organism in Eukaryota, Fungi, Ascomycota, Sordariomycetes, Xylariales, Hypoxylaceae. The record is from RefSeq and is a predicted model, not a curated record. Gene Ontology annotation, cellular component: vacuolar transporter chaperone complex; fungal-type vacuole membrane. The transcript has 3 exons. The coding region runs from base 380 to 2683 and encodes 767 amino acids.